This is a messenger RNA of Amphimedon queenslandica, 618 nucleotides long. RefSeq names its product phosphatidylinositol 4,5-bisphosphate 3-kinase catalytic subunit alpha isoform-like. The annotation marks the transcript as partial. NCBI's taxonomy places the organism in Eukaryota, Metazoa, Porifera, Demospongiae, Haplosclerida, Niphatidae. The record is from RefSeq and is a predicted model, not a curated record. The transcript has a single exon.
GUCUACACAAGCAAAGAACUUGAAGAACAGAAGAUAGAAGCAAGGGAGAGGAACCAUCAUCAGUUAGAAAAGAAGCUUGUUACUGUGAUGAGUUUAUAAGACACCACAAGAAGUCAUACAACAUUCAUUGAAGGCUGAAAAAACAAGAUGUCUUCUCUUCCCGUCCCAGUCAACUCUUACGUUCGUCAAGACUCCACCAUGAGUGACCCUAAUGCUUCAAUAGAAGUUGAUUUCCUCCUUCCCACUGGUAUACUAGUCCCAUUCCAUUGUUCAGGGAGUCAGACAGUAGCCGAUAUUAAAGAGAGGCUCUGGUAUGAAGCAUCCAAGUACCCACUCUUCAGUACAUUGAGACAACAUGGCUGGUAUGUAUUCAUGUUUGUUAAUCGGAAGGCAGAGCAAGAGGAGUGCUUUGAUGAAACCCUGCGUCUCUGUGACCUGGACCUUUACAAGCCUCUCUUCAAGGUGAUGGAGAGGAAGGGGAACGAAGAGGAGAAGAAGAUGAGCACACAGAUCAGUUGGCUUAUCGGACGACAGGUCAAGGAAUUCGAGAGCUCACGGGACCCUGAGGUGACCGAUUUCCGUAUUGCGAUGGUCAACGAGUGUCGGAAAGCUAUAGAG